This is a messenger RNA of Micropterus dolomieu (smallmouth bass), 1045 nucleotides long. It is a transcript of the gene bud31, whose product is annotated as BUD31 homolog. Gene Ontology annotation, cellular component: spliceosomal complex; nucleus. Gene Ontology annotation, biological process: mRNA splicing, via spliceosome. The record is from RefSeq and is a predicted model, not a curated record. The transcript is spliced from 4 exons. The coding region runs from base 99 to 533 and encodes 144 amino acids. Lineage: Eukaryota; Metazoa; Chordata; Actinopteri; Centrarchiformes; Centrarchidae.
GACGUCAUAUUACAGCGACAGAGCCUGAGACGGGUUCACCAAAUAAAAACGAAAACACCGUGAGCUUUUGUUCAGUUUUGUACAAAAAUUAGAGCAACAUGCCCAAAGUAAAGAGGAGUCGGAAGCCGCCCCCGGACGGCUGGGAGCUUAUUGAGCCCACUUUGGACGAGCUGGAUCAGAAAAUGAGAGAAGCUGAAACGGAGCCCCAUGAGGGAAAGCGGAAGGUGGAGUCCCUUUGGCCAAUUUUCAGGCUGCAUCAUCAGCGGAGUCGAUACAUCUUCGACCUCUUCUAUAAAAGGAAAGCCAUCAGCAGAGAGCUGUAUGAGUACUGUAUAAAGGAAGGCUAUGCAGAUAAGAACCUGAUUGCCAAGUGGAAGAAGCAGGGCUACGAGAACCUGUGCUGCCUGCGUUGCAUCCAAACACGAGACACCAACUUUGGAACCAAUUGCAUCUGCCGAGUUCCCAAGAGCAAGCUGGAAGUCGGAAGGAUCAUUGAAUGCACUCACUGUGGAUGCAGAGGAUGCUCUGGCUAAACGCUUUUUUUUUUUUUUGGAGAUCUGGCCUAUUUUCCGUCGGGGAUUCGGGCCUCCAUCUGUGCACUCUCAAAACCCCAAAGCAACAUUGUCUUCAUUUCAGUCACCUGCAUCAGAAACAAAUCGCUGAUAUCUUUGCCACCAUCCUCAGCUGCCCUUAAGGGGGUCAGUAUUUAGUUUUCUCUUCACACUGAGGGGAGCCAAGGAGAAAACAUUGAGAGGGGCCACAUUGUAUUGCUUACAUUUGUUUUUGUGUAUUUUUUCUCUUAAAUAUUUUGUGCCCUCAACUCCAAAAGCUCAAAGUAGGAAGUUGAGGUUAGCUGUUUCUGGGUCAGGCCUGUCAUUCCAGCUAGUCACUGUGAAGGUCAAAUGAAAUUCUAAUAAUGUUUCAUGUCAUUUGAAGAGGGCUGGGAGAAAUGCUUUUAGUUUGAAAUGUCAUUGUUCUAAACCUUAAAACUUUUUACUCAUCAUUGUUCUUGUAGUCUUAUUUUAAAUUAAACUCUUCUGAUUUA